AUGACAAAUAUACAUGCCCUUGUGAACACAGCAGGAUCACUGCACCCAUCCUCUUUCAUUUCCUAUGCUCUGGUUCCUGGCCAUGGCACAUGCACCUGCGGUCAUUGUGUUUGUGAGAAAGGAUGGUUUGGCAAACUCUGCCAACACCCACAGAAGUGUAACAUGACAGAAGAACAAAGCAAGAGUUUGUGUGAGUCAGCAGAUGGCACAUUGUGCUCAGGGAAGGGUUCUUGCCAUUGUGGAAAGUGCAUAUGCUCUGCAGAGGAGUGGUAUAUUUCAGGGGAGUUUUGUGACUGUGAUGACAGAGACUGUGACAAACACGAUGGUCUCAUUUGUACAGGGAAUGGAAUCUGUAACUGUGGAAACUGUGAAUGCUGGGAUGGAUGGAAUGGAAACGCAUGUGAGAUCUGGCUUGGCACUGAAUAUCCUUAAUGAUUCCGUGGGAGACAACUGGAUUCUCAUUUCUAGGCCAUUUUAGAAAUUUAAAGGAAAGCAUGUGUAAACAGCACAAGGACAGACUAUUGUGUGUUUUUCUAUUUCUGACUGCCUGAGGGAAACAUGGGUCUUCACUAGAAAUGACUUCAGCGAUGUAAAUUAUACCACAGAGAACUGUCCCCCCCCAUAGUAAUUAACACCAGUGUUUCACAACUGAGGAGGGCCCUUUUGCAACCCACAAGACAUUUGGCAAUGUCUACAGAGAAUUUGGUUGUCAGACUGGGUAGGGUAUGGGUGCUUGUGCUAUGGGCACUUUAGAUACAGUGACCACAGACAAUGCUGAAUACCCUAUAGAAUAUAGAAAGGUCCUCACAGCAAAGUAUUUUCUGACAUCCAAAGUUUGCUAAUAUGUAGCAGAAAAAAAAUGCUUAAUCACAUGGUAAUUAGGACUCCACAUUCCGACAGAAGGAACACUGUAUCAGAAUAUAAGGAUGAUAUUUAUUCUCACAUAAACCAAUCAUUUGGAUUCUUUCAGGAUUCCAUAUGACUCUGAAUUUGUAUAAUGGGACAAUGAUAACAGAUACAUAUGAUGUGUGGUAAUGGGCUGAGGUUUACCAGGUCAAAGGGGCUUUAAACUCACAAGAAUCUCUUACAGGAAGAAAUGAAAAAUGUACAAUUUGACAUUUUAAUAAAU
Messenger RNA from Cricetulus griseus (Chinese hamster), 1129 nucleotides. Lineage: Eukaryota; Metazoa; Chordata; Mammalia; Rodentia; Cricetidae. The record is from RefSeq and is a predicted model, not a curated record.